UUUAAAUCCAAAAAAAUUUUGAGCUCUACAACAAAAUGAGACUCUUACUACCUUUCUGGUGGGCAGUGUUGGUGCCCAUUAGUAUUUCUUCUACCUUAAAGACCUUGGAUCCUGUUCAUAAAGAUGGCACCCCCGAGAAUGAAGUGGAUAUGCUAAGCAACUUCUACCUAGCUGUGGAGAAGGCUUCCCCUGAAUUGCAGGACCUUCGAUCAUCAUUUGAAAGUCUGCGUGAGCAGUAUAAUCAUUUUACCACCCUCGAUGACAUGCUAGCCAACUUUGGUCAGCAGCAGGACGAGGAUUUUAAGGAAGACACGGAGGAGGAGAUGCAGGUUUGGCAGGAGUCAACAAAAGCCUGGAUUCGAGAUAUUGAAGCGAAUUUCGCCAAGAACGGUGUAAAUCUAAAUAUAUCAGAGCUGGAACGGGAAGUCAAUUCAGGCAAAAAAGACAAAUCCAAAGAGCAUGCAGAGAAGUUGAAAAUGAUCCAUGAAGACAUUAACUUGGAGAAGAAUUCUGCGACUAAGAAAGAUAGGUUACGCGAACCUGAGGCUUCUGCCAUUAAAGAAAAGGUGAAGCUUAAGCCAAACCAUGAUCUUCAGGCCUCGGUUCCUUUUACAAAUAGUAAUACCAAAGAUACAAGGAAGCUGCUGAUCAAUCCGGCUAUGGUUGCUCCCGAGCAGACUCGAACUAAGAGAUCCUUGAAAGAAAAUCAACAAGAGCAGCCUGAGCAACGUGUGAAGCGUAAAGCACAUAUGUUUGAUGAUUUCGAGGAUCACAAUGGCAAUCGGGCUAGUUUUGGGGUCUUGGGUAAUGGGUUGCUGACACCUGAUGCCGAGGGUCAGGGAGGAAACUCCAUGUCUUUACCUGAUCAUGAAAUGAUGGCUCUUGAAGCCAGCCAGGAUGAUGAAUCCCUGGCACAUAUUUACGAUCCCACAGAGAAUCUGGUGCCUCUAUUUAUUCAGCAACAGCAAGUGCAGCAUCAGCACCAAGAUCAACAGCAGCAGCAAAAGCAACAGCAGCAACAGAAACGUCAACAACAACAGCAACCACAACCACAACCACAACACCAACAGCCUCAGCAACAACAGCCUCAACAACAACAACAGCCACAAGGCAGACCCUCUCAUUUCAAGGCCAGCUUUAAUCUCGCCAACAUUUUUAAAGAUCUCCAAAAGCCGCAGCUGCCUGUAACUUCCGUUCCUGUACAGCAGCCAAACCUACAAUAUCGACAGCCGGUGCCACAAUCUCCAAACAUUGGAGUCCAUCGGAACUUUGGACCCCUCCCCAACAAGCAGCAAAAGCUGAACAUGGAUCCAAACUGCGUACCUGUGACGGUCAUUCCGCCGAACUGCUCCACGUUCAACCCAGAACCUGUCAUCACCAGCACAACGCCACCUCCAGCUUCAUCAACUGAGAUCGGGGACGCCUGCACCAGUGCGGAUGCCGUGAAGAUGAGCGUUGCCAUCAAUGCCAAUGUGUGUGGCGACCCAAAGACAAAACUGUUCUCCGGCAAUGGCUCCAUCAGUGUACAGCCAGCACCUAAGAAGUUGUAUUCCGAAAACAUUUACCAGUCACAGAAUGCCCGACUUCGCGAUGGUGAAGCGUGGAUGGACGAACGACAUAUCAGAGACGCCGCUGAUGUGUUCAGCGAAGGUAUUCCGAGCCAGGAGUGGGAACUCGAGAAUGAAGAGAAAAAGCCGAGAUGGCUCAAUGCCCACGUUAAAGCACCCUCCUUUAAGGUGUCAGGAAAAAAGAAGAACACCACCACCACCAAACAGCCUUCCACGAAGGCACCAGCAAAAUCACACGAAAAAGGCAACAAAAAUUCAACCAAAUGCGACAAAACCCGGCCAGAGGAAUCCGAAGCCCGACCUAGCAGCUUCGACAAGUUGAUGUCAGGUAAACUGUCCGAGGACAUUGUGGACGCCGUCUUCGAGGCAAUUGGCUGUGAUCCUGAAAUGGAACGACUGGUGCCCGUGCUGCAACGGAAUCGCCAAAAGUCGAAGCAGGCAAAAGACUUCUACCAAAUCCGGGACAACAAGAACGAGAACUUCCUGCGCCAGACGGAGGGCAUGGUGCGGGACACCAUGCAUGCCAUUAGCGAGAUCAUCGAACAACAGGUUGGCCGUCGGGCCUGCAUUCCUCUGCGUCCGGAUCUUGUAGAUUUCUACGAAUUGAUUCUGAAGACGGCGGAGGAGGAGCAAAAGGUUCGCGAGAAGAGGCAAAGCUCUCUGCGGGUCCUCUCCGCAGACUUCAGCGAGGAUGUGCGUCUCCUGGAUCCCGAAAAGAUCAGCGAGAAGACACGGACUGUCAAGAAGCUGCUGCAGCAGUACGAGGACCUACCGCUGGGCGAUCAGCUGGCAGCGGCUAAAACUCACGAUGAGUUGCUGCUCGAUUUUGAAUUCUUACGUAAGAUGGCCGACACUGUAGAACAUCGCAAGCGGAGUGCCCGCCUCCAAGACGUGGUGAAGCAACAGACUCUCGACGAGGCUUUGGAGCAGCAUGUGGACAGAGAGUACUCACCGCGCUUCAUUAAGCUGCUGAAGACGGCGGAGCUCUUUAAGGAGUCAGGCGAAACGAUGGCCAAGGAUCGUGUUUAG
Molecule: messenger RNA, 2597 nt
Organism: Drosophila kikkawai
Lineage: Eukaryota; Metazoa; Arthropoda; Insecta; Diptera; Drosophilidae
Biological process (GO): positive regulation of gene expression
Source: RefSeq, a predicted model, not a curated record